Molecule: messenger RNA, 5926 nt
Organism: Capsicum annuum
Lineage: Eukaryota; Viridiplantae; Streptophyta; Magnoliopsida; Solanales; Solanaceae
Product: 1-aminocyclopropane-1-carboxylate oxidase homolog 1
Exons: 3
Coding region: 82-966 (294 amino acids)
Source: RefSeq, a predicted model, not a curated record
CUCCUAUUUUAGAUCUACAAGAUAAGCAAAAGCAAAAAUAUUUCAAAAUUCUUUUACCAAUAAAUAAGUAAAUAAAUAAAAAUGGCUGACUACGAUCGGGCAAAAGAGCUCAAGGCCUUUGAUGAUACAAAGGCUGGUGUAAAAGGACUAGUCGAUGCUGGGAUAGUUCAUAUCCCCGAGAUCUUUGUCACACCGACCAUAACAGAAAAUGAAUUCAGUGCUCAGAAUCUUGAAUGUUCAGACAUAAUUAAUGUUCAAAUUCCAGUUAUAGAUCUCGAGGGCAUAAAUGAAGAUGAUUUUCGACAUAGGAAGAUUGUUGAAGAGGUUGGUGAGGCAUGUGAGACAUGGGGAUUUUUUCAAGUUGUGAAUCAUGGUGUGCCUCAACAUGUUAUGGAUGAGAUGAUUAGUGGAAUUAAAAGUUUUCAUGAGCAACCGAAUGAUAUAAAGAUGAGGUUUUAUUCAAUGGAACCUAUGAAGAAGGUGAUGUUUAAUAGUAAUUUUGACCUUUAUCAAUCUAAGUCUGCAAAUUGGAGGGAUACUUUAGCUUGUCUCAUGGCUCCUAAUCCUCCUACUAAUGAUGAAUUACCAGAAGCAUGCAGGGAGGAAUUACUUCAAUAUUCUGAGCACGUCAGGAAGUUGGGUCAUAUAAUAUUUGAGUUACUAGCAGAAGCACUUGGACUAAAACCCAAUCACUUGUUGGACAUGGAGUGUGCAAGAGGCCAUUUCAUAAUUAGUCAUUACUAUCCACCUUGUCCUGAGCCCAAUAAGACACUUGGAAUCACCAAGCAUACUGAUCCAGAUUUCUUCACAAUUCUUCUACAAGAUCAAAUUGGCGGCCUUCAAAUUUAUCACAAAAAGCAGUGGAUUGAUAUUCAUCCUGUGACUGGAGCCCUAGUUAUCAAUCUUGGUGACCUUUUACAGCAUGGCUACAGAUCUACACUGGCAAAUGGCCAGUGGAAGAAAUAGAGGCAGAGGAAGAUACUCCUCUGGGAGAAGAUUCGCCCCCUCUUCAUCACAGCCUCAGGCAUCAUCAUAUGCUUCAUCAUUUAAUGCCCCAGUGAUAAAAAGGGAAAAUAUGAGCUUGAUAAACUCUAAGAUUCUGUAGAUAGGCGAAUCUUCAUCUUCACAAUCGAUCCAUCUAGAAGAUAUUCCGGAGGAUCAUUCAUUAUAUAGACAAUUGCAAUCAUAUCUAACUGCAAAGCAAGCAGAUAUGUUUGCUAAUAUUGCAAAGGAAAACGCUGAUAACAAACCUUAUGAACAAAUUGACAAUAAAGAGCUGAUAAUUCUCAUUAAAAAUUCUGAAAUUCAAAAACAAAAUGAACCGUGGAAGAUACUCCACAAAUAUUUGAUUUCUAACCUUUAUUUUGCAGGAGAGUCAUAUAAGACUCGAACAUAUUAUGAAACAAUCCUAUUGUCCACUGGAAGUGCAGAUACUGAACACUUUCAAGCCUACGAUGGAGAGCCAGAUGUCCAUGGGUUCUCAAAAAUCUUGAUAAAAAAGAUUAUUGCACUUGGAGACUGGGGUAUGACCUCAAUGGCAGAAAGACAGAUGUUGCUAAAGGGUUCCAAGAUUAACUUUACAUACUAGGACUAUAUUCAGGCCUUCACCAAGACAUUAUAUUACAAUAAUAAUAAACAUAAACACACAUGGUUUUCGACGAACCAAUUCCUAAUUGGUGGUCGUAUCAUGACCCAACUAUUCAGAUAUUACCAGAUCUUUUUGUGAAAUUAUACAAAAGAUGGACAAAAGUAUCUCCAUUCUUAACUGAGUUAUAUCACUCGGACCACGUCUGCAAUUUGGACAAAAUAAACCAGAUGUACUUUUUUAUAAGGGGUAGAAAAAAAGUUUUCAUUUUCUUUCUUUCCUUUUCUCUCUCUAUGCCAAUUUGCUCUCUCCCCUGUCCUCUUUCUUCUGUAAAAUAUUUUAUAUCUCCAUUCUUAACUGAGUUAUAUCACUCGAGCCAUGUCUGCAAUUUGGACAAGAUAGACGAAAUGUACUAUUUUAUAGAAUUCUUAAUUUCGUGGAUUCACAAAUGAAAUAUUGGACUAGGAUUUACAAAAGAACAGAUCCCUUGCUUAUACAGAGUAUUCUAUAAAAAAGUGCAUUUGAUCUAUUUUAUCCAAUAAAAAAGUGCAUUUGGUCUAUUUUACCCAAAUUGCAGACAUGGUCCGAGUGAUAUAACUCAGUUAAGAAUGGUGAUAACAGCUAAAGGAUCGUGCAGGCGGGCGAUAAUCCGCACGGCCUACCAAACCUAUUGACUAAUAUCGGAAAGCCUAGUCAGAAAACUAACCGAGGCACCAACCGAAAUAUAAAAGAAUUUCAAAUAGUUUAUUGACUGUAUGGAGGAAUAAAAUCUUUUUACCCGAACAAAGGGCCUGACAGAAUGUUAAUACGUACUUAUGAUGAGCCCAUGUGUCUAGCGGUUCUAACCGUAAAAAGAGAUGCCCUUUUUCUUCAUCUUUUCGGGCUUAAAAGUCAUGGCUUGCUUAAUGUAGUCACUAAGACAAAGCUACCAUAAGCAGUACUAAUUUUGACUGUACCAGCCAUUUUGGAACCAAGUCAAGAAACUAUAGAAAAAUUCCUUCAUAUUUGAUAGAGUCUGGAUCUUUCGUAGUUACUAUGUAAAAUAAGUUAGAUCUCUAGCAUAGAUAUGAGAAGUUUUUAGCCGGACAUAAUCACGACUGGAGAAGGGAAGAAAUUAUUAAAGAACAUCAAAAUAGAAGAGAAUUAAAUACCUUAUAAUAGCAACUAUCAGCCUUCUUUUAUUCAAUCCUUGAAGUAUUUUACAGAAGAAAGAAGAGAGAGGGGCGAGCAAACUGGCGUAAAGAGAAAAGGAAAGAGAAAAUGAAAACUUUUUUUUCUACCUUUUCCCUCAUACUUGAAGGUCCUAUAUAUAGAACAAAAGGAAUCUAUGCAUAGUACUUAUGGGUUCCAUAUCCAGGUCCCUAUGCACAGUAGAUUUACUGUGUAAAUAGUAAAAAAGGGUUCCACAUCCGGGUCCCACACAUCAUGUCACCUAUCUAGACAUCCUUUCCCUUUUUCAAUUUUCGAAGAAAUUCCUCUAUUUUUGCAGUGGAUUCCUCGUUCAGACUAUCUACUGAAUCGAUUGGCUGAGAAUCUUGAACAUCUUCUGCAAUAUCAUCGCUAGUGAUGCUCUUUAUUGAAGUAUCGGAAUGUUGUUCGACAGUUUUUAUCAAUUAUUUUCGAAAUUCUUCCAAAUACUGCUCUAUCAUUUUUAUUUUAUAUCCAUCAUAAACAGAAAUUCUUCUGGAGAUAUAUUUCAAUGAUUUGUCCUCAACAAUAUUUCUCUGAGGAGCAUAUGCAUAUUCCUGAAUUUUAUUAUCAAUAUUAUCCAGGAGUUCUUGCCCAUUCAGUUUUUUAGUUCUUGGGUCCUUGCGCAUUAGCUUGUCCCAAAAAUAAUUAUAGAAUACUCUGUAUAAGUAAGGGAUCUGUUCCUUUGUAAAUCCCAAUUCAAUAUUCCAUUUGUGAAUCCAUGGAAUUGAGCAUUCUAUAAAAAAAAGUACAUUUGAUCUAUUUUGUUCAAAUUGCAGACAUAGUCUGAGUGAUAUAACUCAGUUAAGAAUGGAGAUACUUUUGUCCAUCUUUUGUAUAAUUUCACAAAAAGAUCUGGUAAUAUAUGAAUAGUUGUGCCAUGAUACGACCACCAAUUAAUAAACCAAUUAGGAAUUAGUUCAUCGAAAAUCUUCGCACAUAUUUUAAUAAGUCAUGUGUGUUUAUGUUUAUUAUUAUUGUAAUAUAAUGUCUUGGUGAAGGCCUGGAUAUAGUCCCAGUAUGUAAAGUUAAUCUUGGAACCCUUUAGCAACAUCUGCCUUUCUACCAUUGAGGUCGUACCCCAGUCUCCAAGAGCAAUAAUUUUUUUGUCACGAUUUUUAAGAAUCCAUGGACAUCUGGCUCUCCAUCGUAUGCUUGAAAAUGUUCAGUAUCUGCACUUCGAGUAGACAAUAGGAUUGCUUCAUAAUAUGUUUGAGUCUUAUAUGACUCUCUUGCAAAAUAAAGGUCAAAAAUCAAAUAUUUGUGAAGUAUCUUCUACGAUUCAUUUUGUUUCUGAAUUUUAGAAUUUUCAACGAGAAUUAUCAACUCUCUAUUGUCAAAUUGUUCAUAAGGUUUGCUAUCAAUAUUUUCCUUUUCAAUAUCAGCAAACGUAUUUGCUUGCUUUGCAAUUAGAUAUGACUGCAAUUGUCUAUAUAAUGGAUGAUCCUCCGAAAUAUCUUCUAGAUGGAUUGAUUGUGAAGAUGAAGAUUCGUCUAUCCGUGGAAUCUUAGAGUUUAUCAAGUUCAUAUUUCUCCUUCGUAUCACUCGGGCGUUAAAUGAUGAAGCAUAUGAUGAUGCCUGAGGCUGUGAUGAAGAGGGGGCGGAUCUUUCCCCAGAGGAGUAUCUUCCUCUGCCUCUAUUUCUUCCUCUGGCCAUUUGCCAGGGCGGAUCUGUAGCCAUGCUGCAUAUAAGAGAUUAGUUAGACCAGUCAUACCAAUCAAUUUCGUCUCUAAUUUCUUCAUAAUUGAAGACUGCAAAUUCAUCUUCAAUAACUGCAUGGAUGAUUUUCUUAAUUAUAAGAAUAUUCAUAUCUAUGUUUAAAGAAAGGACCUUUAUAAUAGUGAUUAUCAUUUUUUUCAGAGAGGAAAUGAGUGUAAAAAUUCAUUUUUCACUUAAGUAUUCUCUGGAUAAAAAAUCAGGCAGGGAAUUAUCAAUUCCUUUUUUAUAUUGAAUCUCAAAAUUAAAAGGGACCAAUUGAGCCUGCCACCUUGCAAAUAUUAAUUUUGAAGCAUCAUGUUUAAAAUAUUUGUCAAACAUAUACUUCACUGAUUGAGCAUCUGUUUCAAUCAAAAAAUUUUGAUUAUAUAAAUCAUCCUGAAAUUUAAGAACACAUUUAACAAUGGUUAACAUUUCAUGUGCAACUGUUGCAUAUUUUUUUGACUAUCAGUUCAUUUUCCAGAAUGAAAUCGUAUCAAACGUUCAGUAUUAUUAUGGGGAUUAACUUGUUUAAGUAUUCCACCAUAACCACUAUUAGAGGCAUCAGUUUCGAUAAUUUUUAGCAAAGUAAAAUUAGUUUAAGUUAAGCAUGACAAAGAUUUAACACGCUGCUUAAUGCGUUUAACAAAGUUUGUAUGACUAUCAGUCCAGAGACUUUGAAAGCCCUUUUUUAGCCUGUCAUAUAAGAGGGCUAGAUCUCUUGACAAAUUCUCAUAAAAUGGGGAUAUAUAAUUCAAACUUCCUAAGAAUCAUUGCAAUUGAGUUUUAUCAGUGAUAACAUCAAAAAAUUUAUCAGCAAAAUCAAUAGAACGUUGAAUAGGGACUAUCUUUCCUUAAAAAAUAUUAUGACCUAAAAAUUGAAUAUUUGUCUGAAAUAAACUCAUUUUUGGUUUAAAUAUCACCAAAUCAUUUUGUAUCACAAUCUUUUUAAAUACAUCAAGAUGUUUAAAAUGCAAUUCUAGUGUUUUAGAAAACACAAGAAUAUCAUCAAUAUAAGCAAUAAUAAAAUUCAUAUAUGAAUUAAAAAUGUCAUUCAUUAUCUUUUGAAAUUCAGAAGGAGCAUUUUUCAAUUCAAAAGGCAUUACAUUCCAUUCAAAUUGUCUGAAUGGGACAUUGAAAGCAGUUCUAUAAGUGUGCUCUCUAAAUAUCUGAAUUUGCAAAUAACCAGAUUUUAAAUCAAAUUUGAAAAAUAUAUUGGCAUCAUAUAAUAUGGAUAAUAAAUCUUUUUUAUUUGAAAUAAGGUAUCUAAUCCACUUUAAACAUUUAUUAAGAGUCUUAUAAUGUAUUACUAAGCUCGGUAUACCACGUUCUUUUUCAGUAACAUUGUUCACAUAAAAUGCAAUGCAAGGCUAUGGUGAUUUAGAAUGUUUUAUCAAACCCUUUUGUACGAGAUUAUCAAUCUCUUUUUUGCAGAAUUCUACUAACUCUGCAUUCAUU